Molecule: messenger RNA, 1485 nt
Organism: Ceratitis capitata (Mediterranean fruit fly)
Lineage: Eukaryota; Metazoa; Arthropoda; Insecta; Diptera; Tephritidae
Gene: Gr64a
Product: gustatory receptor for sugar taste 64a
Exons: 9
Coding region: 1-1485 (494 amino acids)
Biological process (GO): detection of chemical stimulus involved in sensory perception of taste; sensory perception of sweet taste
Cellular component (GO): membrane
Molecular function (GO): sweet taste receptor activity
Source: RefSeq, a predicted model, not a curated record
AUGCUUAAUAGCAAUAAAUUACGUGAGAUUUUGACAAAAUAUCAACAGGAUAUUCGUAGGAAUAAAACUAAGCCAUCGAAACAACUAAACGAAUGUGAUAGGAAAACUUAUAUUGCCAAGCCGAAUGAAAAGUUGUUCAUUGAGAAUAUCGAAGAUCCAGAUGUGAAUGCGUUGGAACAGAUUGGCCGACAAACACCUAUCGAGUAUUUUGCACUAAAGGAUAAGGAUUUUAAUUAUGUUAAGCCAGUCGGUCCUACGGACUACAGUAAAUUGGAUACAUUUCAUCGCGCCGUUGGACCAAUACUCAUUAUAGGUCAAUGCUUUUCCCUAAUGCCUGUUUUAGGGGUUGGACAACCAAAUCCUCGUCAUGUGCGUUUUUCAUUGAGAACCGUACGAGUUAUGAUAACGUUGCUAUUUUUGGUAGCGAGUACUACACUGAAUCUCUCGAUGAUAAAGCAUUUGGCGAAAAUUGGUGUAAACGCUAAGAACCUGGUCGGCGUAAUGUUUUUCACAUGUGUGCAAUCAUCGUCAAUACUCUUCUUCUCGUUGGCUCCACGUUGGCCGCGGCUUAUACGGUUUUGGACUCGCACUGAAAUGAUUUUCAUACGUAAACCGUAUGAGAGGCCACAACCCGAUUUAUCGAGUCGAGUACGUCGCGCUGCAGCCACUAUACUUUCACUCUCCGCAGUGGAACACUUAUUGUAUUUGGCUUCAGCUGUGGUGUCACAGUAUCGUCGAGCACACCUUUGCGCAGCUCUCAACAAUACCACUGUUCAUUUCACAUUCGAAGAUUACACGUACAAAAACUAUGACUACGUGUAUGAGCUACUUCCCAACACCACAGCCGUGGGCAGUUUUAUUCUGGUCGGGAAUUUCUUCUGUACUUUCGUGUGGAACUACAUGGAUCUUUUUAUCAUGAUGGUUGGCAAGGGCAUCGCUUAUCGUUUCGAGCAAAUAAAGAUGCGUAUAAAUAAGUUACUGGAUAAGGAAGUACCCGAGUCGAUAUUCAUGGAGAUACGAGAUCAUUAUAUAAAAUUAAUCGAACUGCUGGAAUAUGUGGAUGAGGAUUUAUCUGGAAUUAUUUUGCUCUCCUGUGCGAAUAAUCUUUAUUUUGUGUGCUACCAGUUGUUAAAUAUUUUCAAUAAAUUGCGUUGGCCAAUUAAUUAUGUUUAUUUUUGGUUUUCGCUGCUCUUUUUAAUCGGUCGUACGGCUUUCGUUUUCCUCACAGCAGCAGCCAUCAAUGACGAGGCAAAGGAAGCCUUGGGUGUACUUCGACGGGUCUCUGAUAAAACUUGGUGUGUGGAGGUGGAACGCUUAAUAUUCCAAAUGGCAACUACGACAGUGGCAUUAUCUGGAAAGAAAUUUUACUUCUUAACAAGACGUUUACUAUUUGGGAUGGCAGGCACCAUUGUCACCUACGAGCUGGUUUUGCUGCAAUUCGAUGAACCCAACCGUUCCAAAGGUUUACCCGAGCUAUGCUCCUAG